Messenger RNA from Papaver somniferum (opium poppy), 1582 nucleotides. RefSeq names its product UDP-glycosyltransferase 87A1-like. Gene Ontology annotation, molecular function: UDP-glycosyltransferase activity. The transcript has 2 exons. The coding region runs from base 68 to 1540 and encodes 490 amino acids. The record is from RefSeq and is a predicted model, not a curated record. Lineage: Eukaryota; Viridiplantae; Streptophyta; Magnoliopsida; Ranunculales; Papaveraceae.
AGCACCAAUAUUUCCGAUCUCAUCUGCAUAUUACUCUUAUUACUGGAUCAAGUUGAGGGAAUUGAAAAUGGAAAGCAGCAGUAGAAUCAAGAGGCGGCAUGUGGUAGCAAUGCCGUUUCCGGGAAGAGGACACAUCAAUCCUAUGAUGAACUUCUGUAAGCUUCUGACCACUAAAUUUUCAGGCAAGGAUGAUAUAAGAAUCACUUUUGUUGUUACAGAAGAGUGGAUCGGUUUCCUUGAGUCAUCAUCAACCGAGUCAACACUACCGGCACAGAUUCAGCUUCGUUCAAUUCCGAACGUGAUACCGUCUGAGUUGGUACGAGGAUUGGACCAUGCUGGUUUCCUUGAAGCUGUCUAUACAAAGAUGGAAGCUCCAUUUGAGCAGUUCCUCGACCAGUUGCAACAAAAUGAUGAUUCUGGUGUGGCGGUCACAGCUAUCAUAACCGAUACCUUGUUGCCAUGCGCAGUUUUUGCUGGCAGUCGGAGGAAUAUUCCGGUGGCUUCAUUUUGGCCGAUGUCGGCUUCCGUGUUCUCCAUUUUCUAUCAUGUUGAUCUCCUUGCUCAGAAUGGUCAUUACCCAAUCGAUUUCUCUUCAGGACUUUUGGACGAGCUAAUAGACUAUAUUCCUGGAGUUUCACCUAUAAGAUUAGCCGACUUGCCACCGCCAUUAGAUCAUUCUCGCGAACAGACCUUGAGGGGACUUUUGGCAGGUGUCAGUGCAGUUCGUAAAGCGAAAUGUCUUCUUAUCACUACCCACCAUGAGUUAGAGCCUCAAGUUACAGAAACUUUAAUGGAAAUACUCCCCGUACCUGUAUACCCGGUUGGUCCGUCUAUACCUUUCUCCAUUUCACUUGCGGAUGGUCGUGACACCAUUACAAAGAUGCAUAAGCAUGUAAACAUGGAGGAGCACAAGUACUUGAAAUGGUUAGAUUGCCAACCUGACAAUUCAGUCCUGUUUGUGUCCUUCGGUAGUUUUCUAUCAACUUCAAGUGAACAAAUGGAGGAGAUUCUGGCUGGGUUACUUAAGAGUGGUGUUCGAUAUUUGUUGGUUUUACGUGGUGGGCAAGAUGAAACCACUAUCUCUGCUGCUGAUUUAGAUUCUGGCAAUGAGAUGGCUAAUGCUCAAAGUUGUGUAGUGCCAUGGUGUGAACAGCUGAGGGUACUCUGUCAUUCUUCAGUAGGAGGUUUCUGGACACAUUGUGGGUGGAAUUCGACGCUUGAAGGUGUUUAUGCAGGUGUACCCAUGCUUACUUUUCCGGUAGGCUUAGAUCAACCCACUAACAGUAAAUUGAUUGUGGAUGAUUGGGAAAAUGGAAUGAAGGUGAUGAAAGAAGUCGGAGCAAAUAGAUUGGUUAAAAGGGAUGCAAUUGCAAUGACUGUCAAGAAGUUUAUGAACUCGAAUGGAGAUAAUGAAGAGAGUAGAAAGAUGAGGACAGCAGCUAAUGAACUCAAAGAGAGCUGCAGAAAAGCAUUGGCAAAGGGUGGAUCGUCUGAUAUCAAUAUUAAUGAAUUUAUUAAAACCGUUCUAAAAGUGGCAUAGUUACUAGUGAAUGAUCUAGCUUCUGUUUUUUUAUGACUUUAC